CUCCUCUGAGACCGCCGGAGACCCCCACCCUCUCCUCUACCCCACCACCGCCGGCGCCACCACCUUCUCCUUCUUUCCCAAGCGCCCGAAACCCUAGCCCGCGGCGCAGCCAUGGUGACCGAGCUCUGGAUCCGCGGGCCAUGGCGGGGGACGGCGAGGAGGAGCCGCCGGCGACGGGCGGCGGCGGCGGCGACAAGUUGGUCCUGCGCGGGCUGCAGUUCCACGGGUUCCACGGCGUGAAGCAGGAGGAGAAGAAGCUGGGCCAGAAGUUCGUGGUCGACAUCGACACCUGGACGGACCUCGCCGCCGCCGGGGACACCGACGACAUCUCCCACACCGUCAGCUACACCGACAUCUACAGGAUAGCCAAGGGCGUGGUGGAAGGCCCGUCGCGGAACCUGCUGGAGUCGGUGGCUCAGUCGAUCGCCGCCCUAUCCUUCCCCCCGCCGCUAGCCCGCUCCCAUCACAGCGCCCGCAGUCCACACCAUCGCUGCCGACCUACCUUAGCAGGUUUGCAAGGUACAAUCGAUCUUCCUGCAAUUCCGCUGAGCAAAUCUGGGAAGAUAAAGAUGUAUAAUUGAUGCAUACAGUGCUCCUGCUUAUAUUGCCAUUGAUAUCAAUUCAUGUUCAUGUCAACCUAGUAAGUAAUCAAGGAAAAUAUACUAAAGCGGGUACAUGAACUGUUAACUUAUUUUACAGAUAUUUCCAUGCUCUGCAUCUAGCACCAUUCUUGCCUCUACUGUUGAGCUUAUGUCAAGUGUUCUAAUUUAAACUGGAAUGCUUAAAAGAAUACAAAAUACUUUUC
Messenger RNA from Hordeum vulgare subsp. vulgare (domesticated barley), 805 nucleotides. Its product is annotated as dihydroneopterin aldolase 2-like. The record is from RefSeq and is a predicted model, not a curated record. Bases 141 to 581 code for a protein of 146 amino acids. Gene Ontology annotation, molecular function: dihydroneopterin aldolase activity. Gene Ontology annotation, cellular component: cytoplasm. Gene Ontology annotation, biological process: folic acid-containing compound metabolic process. The transcript is spliced from 2 exons. Lineage: Eukaryota; Viridiplantae; Streptophyta; Magnoliopsida; Poales; Poaceae.